GUGGCGGCGGCGGCUGUGUCCAAGUAAGAUGGCGGCCUCGGUGGCGGCGGUGGCGCUGCCCUCACGCCUGCAGGGCGGGCACUGGCUGCGGCUGCGGCCCCAGUUCGGACUCGUGCCCUUACCCAGGUCUUUGUGCGCGCGGAUGGUGACUCCACCGCGCGGUCCAGGACAGAGCCAUAUACAAGACUUACCUUUGCCCACACAUCGCAAGCAGCCACCACAGCCGCAGAAGCAGCAGGGCCCCAGCUAUGCCAAGAAGCUGGCCAUCUGGCUGGCAGGGCUCCUCGGGGCCGGGGGAACCGUGAGCAUCAUUUAUGUCUUCGGAAACAACUCUGUGGAUGAGAAUGGCGUGAAGAUUCCAGAUGAGUUUGACAAUGAUCCCGUGUUGGUUCAGCAGCUCCGGCGAACAUACAAGUAUUUUAAGGAUUAUCGACAGAUGAUCAUUGAGCCCACCAGCCCCUGCCUCCUACCAGACCCUCUGCGAGAACCAUAUUACCAACCCCCAUAUACGCUUGUCUUGGAGCUGACGGGUGUCCUGCUGCAUCCUGAGUGGUCGCUGGCCACAGGUUGGCGGUUCAAGAAGCGCCCAGGCAUCGAGACCCUCUUUCAGCAGCUUGCCCCACUCUACGAGAUUGUGAUCUUCACCUCAGAAACUGGCAUGACAGCAUUCCCCCUCAUCGACAGCGUGGACCCCCAUGGCUUUAUCUCCUACAGACUCUUCCGGGACGCUACACGCUACAUGGAUGGGCACCAUAUCAAGGACAUCUCCUGCCUGAACAGAGACCCAGCACGAGUGGUGGUCGUCGACUGUAAGAAGGAGGCCUUCAGGCUUCAGCCUAACAAUGGUGUGGCGUUGCGACCCUGGGAUGGGAACUCUGAUGACAGGACCCUGCUCGACCUGUCCGCCUUCCUCAAGACCAUUGCUCUGAAUGGGGUGGAGGAUGUCCGGACAGUCCUGGAAAACUAUGCUCUAGAGGAGGACCCGCUGGAGGCCUUCAAACAGCGGCAGUCACGCUUGGAGCAGGAGGAGCAGCAGCGCAUGGCUGACCUGGCCAAGACCACCAAACAGAGCCUUUUCUUUAGUUCUCUCACCAGCCGUCUCUGGCCCCGAUCCAAACAGCCCUGACCACCUCUAUCUUUGCCUCCCUGACCCUGGGGGCCCCCCCGCCCCCAGCGCCUGGGGUCACAGUCAACCUGACAAUAAAGUCCGUCCUAGAGCCA
Messenger RNA from Dromiciops gliroides (monito del monte), 1221 nucleotides. It is a transcript of the gene TIMM50, whose product is annotated as translocase of inner mitochondrial membrane 50. Gene Ontology annotation, molecular function: phosphoprotein phosphatase activity. The transcript has 11 exons. Lineage: Eukaryota; Metazoa; Chordata; Mammalia; Microbiotheria; Microbiotheriidae. The record is from RefSeq and is a predicted model, not a curated record. Bases 29 to 1126 code for a protein of 365 amino acids.